Molecule: messenger RNA, 1363 nt
Organism: Maniola jurtina (meadow brown)
Lineage: Eukaryota; Metazoa; Arthropoda; Insecta; Lepidoptera; Nymphalidae
Product: sister chromatid cohesion protein DCC1
Exons: 6
Coding region: 48-1328 (426 amino acids)
Biological process (GO): mitotic sister chromatid cohesion; maintenance of mitotic sister chromatid cohesion
Cellular component (GO): chromatin; nucleus; chromosome, centromeric region
Source: RefSeq, a predicted model, not a curated record
AAUGCGACGGGUCUGCCAUUUAGAAGAAUCACUCCUUAUAUCGAGUUAUGGACACGUGCCAAGAAAGAACUUCAGAAGAUGUGAGAAAAAUAAUUAAAACAGCAAAACUUCAUGAAUCUGAAUUGACUGAAGUUACACAAAUUCUAAGGUUCCCAGAUCCAAGUCAGCAGAACGAUAACUUGAGACUAAUGCUUUUAGAUGAUAAUUUGUUGAAGGAAAUCGAAGCAGGCAAUCAAUUAAUAUUUAAAGGUGAUCCAGACGAAAACGCAGUUUUAUGCACGAGUGAUAAAACCUAUGAUAUAAAAGAAGCGGAGACUUCAAACAGUCUUUUAUUAGUUCCUGAUUUGUUAUUCGCUGCGUCCACGGGUCUCGAUGAAACAGUCGCCAACAACUCCAUCGAAGGCGACUCAGAUUCGUCUUUCGAUAAAUCAAACGCUAGCUUAAACAAAUCUACUGAGUCUGAUGACGGGAAACCUCCUAGACAAAUCGUUCAUAAAGACAUUACAAGUACAUUCUUCACAUAUUAUGAAUUAAAGCCUUGCAAACCCCGCUUAUCAAAAUUGACGAAACUUCUCGAACCGACCAGGUAUCGUGGUCCAGAAUUAGAAUAUGCUGUCGAUAAAUCUAAGUUGCAAACUUACGGAGAUAUAUUUGAUCAAACACAAGCAUCUAAAGCAGAAUUGGACGAAGAGUUGAUAAAGAUACAAGCAAUCAAAAUAGACAAUUACUACCGAUUACUAGAGUUUGAUUAUGAGUUUAGAGUUUUGUCAUACAUGCUCGAUUUAAUAGAAGAAAAUUCUUGGUCAUUAGACAGAAUAUCUAAAGAAGCAACGCUAGACAGUUUAAAAGACCUCGUUCCGGCAAGUAUUCUAGAAGCAAUGUUCGGAUUUUACACUGAUGAGUCGAUGGUAGAAGAUGGUGUACAGUAUUAUCAGUAUAAACAGGAUAAAGUUUGUCAGUUCUUGGCCAGAGUGUUGCUAAAGUGUUCUGGAAAAUUCAAUUUAACGGAAUUUUUGCAGGCGUGGCAGGAUUCAGUGCCAGAAGGAAUGAGGACUGAUGAAUCUCUAUUAUCUGGCAUAGCGUUAAUAGAUAAAACUACCACUCCUCCAGUGGUGUGGGGUUUCGCGGAAAGCGACUUGCCUGAGGAUAUAAACCAGCGGUUCAAGGUUCUAUUCCAGACCAAAGCAAAGUGGACUGUUGAUGAAAUUUCACCUUACAUUCAGUUGUACGCGACAGAGAAAUUAAACGUGAACGCGUUGCUAACAAAAUAUGCGCGUGCGUCGACACAAGAUGGCGUCCGGGUGUUCUCAGCCAAGCAUAUGAAGUGAUAAUUAUGUAAACGAUCAAUAUACGAAUAAAUAUA